This is a messenger RNA of Serendipita indica DSM 11827, 1296 nucleotides long. The record is from the annotation of a GenBank genome assembly. NCBI's taxonomy places the organism in Eukaryota, Fungi, Basidiomycota, Agaricomycetes, Sebacinales, Serendipitaceae.
AUGGCAUCGAAUAUGCAACAUAUAGAUAUUUAUUCAACCAGAUCGAAUGAAAUACGCCAGCUCACAGAUAACACAGGAGGUCCUGCUCAGAACCUUCCUGUCGAAGUUUUAAUGGAAAUAUUCGAAGCUAGCAUCCUUCCUGCUCGACAAACCAGGCUUCACUUGUCUCGCCAUCGCAAGGCAGAGCCGGACGCUUGGAGGUCUCUUCCUUAUGUAUGUUCCCAAUGGUACGGACCAGCGAUCAAUGUGCUCUACACCUCAGUAGUACUACGAACGUACAAGGAAAUAUUGGGUCUACUUCAAACCCUUGAAGCAUACCCACAUAUACGACGUUUGAUCAAAUGUCUUCAUCUCCCCAUGCGGAGCCAAGCUGUCUAUCCUCUCGAGGUUCACAAGCGAUGUUGUCAAAUAAUUCAUUUAGUGGAUAACUUGCAGCAGCUAAGUACUACUGGGAUCUGUACACAGAGAUACAAGAAGUACAGCGCGUGGACGGGCUCUCGACUGACGUUGCCCAUUGCUCCAAAUCGACACAAGGCGCUUGACUUUCUCGAAUUACGAGGAGAACAUUCUCUCAGAUCUGUGGAACUUCCACCACAGAUUUUCUCUUUCCAAAGCCUCAAGCAUCUUACCCUGGCGGACGUGAUACUUGGUGUCCAAGUAAACCCAGUAACCACUCCCGUAUUACCUUCUCUAGCGGGUAUCACUCUCAUGGGCUCCGCUUCACUCAACUUGCUCGACGACUGGCUUUGCAAACAACCGAAGCUGCACACUCUAUGCCUCUACGAGACAUAUGCACCUGAAACUGUACCACGGCUGUUGUCAACCGGGAAGAUAAAGAACAUGGAGAUGAUGCACUGUGUAGGCCGCCUCUGGGAUCGGUUCAUAGAGACAUGGUUUGGCUCUUGUUCCUCGGUUCACAACCUCCGCAUUUCCGACGACAUACUUGUCUAUUAUCCCAAGAAGAUCCCCACCAAACUUCACGUACUGCGUGUGGAAGUAGCCCGACUAUGGGUAACCCCUAAAUCUUGGCACAGCUACCUCGACCGGGAGCUGCAGACCGACCGCAUUGUCAUCUCUGCACAUAUAUCCCGUAACUGGUAUCAGAAGCAGGGGAGUAAUCUCAUCCUUGCGGCAAGGAGUAGAGGGCUCCCCGUCGAAUUCGAAGCAGCGCAUUGCGAGUGUGAUCAACAAAGGCACCACCAGUACUAUAAUGUCGAUACAGAGAACGCUGACAAGACGCGAGAGUCCAUGAUUGCCGCCUGGGAUUGGGCGUCUGAAACUGACACGAAGAGAUAA